UAUUUAGUUAAUAAUUAGGUAAACAACAACAACAACAAAAAAUAUUUAUGUAAUCAAUGGAUAAAAAAGAACAUGUUGAUGAACCAACUGGCAGUUUGACAAAAAUUGUUAAAAAGUUAGGUCACAAUCUACUUGAAGUUCGUGUUAGAUCUUUUCAAAAUAUUCUAUCAAAGCUACAAAAUGGUAUCAUUACAAUUGACGAUUUAUUAUAUGAGAACACGUUAUACAUUUAUCUUUUGCAGUUUUUAAACAAAAAUGAAAAUGUUUCAGAAACAAUCAAAUUGCUGGUUGAAUUAGCAAAGUUUCCUUUUGGAGCUGAGAAAUUAAUUGAAAUCGGUGGUGUUGAAUUUUUAACACAUUUUCGUCAUGACAAACAACACAAGGGCAAAGAUUAUUUACUAGAUAUUGACAAUCUUUUGGAUAAAUUGUUUUAUUUGCAUGUCAAUGUUAUAAGCAGUAGUGACAACAAUCAACAGUUAGAUAUUCAAAAUGCAAAUAAUAAAAUUAACAAUAGCAUCAAGUAUGCAGAUGUGCAAUCUACCAAAGAAGAUCAUUACAUUGAGACUUUCUCUACUUUUUCUUCUUUUCAUAAUAUUUCUAAUACCUUACCAAACACAGAAGGUUUAUCACCUUGUAAGAUGCAGACAGACUUUCAAGUUGAAAUAGCAGAAAAGACUUAUGGUUCAUUACCAACAACAUUCCAAUUUUUAUCUCUUUCUUCGGGCGACAGGCAAAUACUUCACGCAACUGAUAAUAGACUCAAAAGUGCUUCCCCAACCAUUAUAAAGCAGUCGUGUGAUUUUUUCCAAGAGGUUAUUUUGUUUGAUUUUCCUGCUGAGGUUUUUCUUCAAAGACCAGCCAUUUAUAGGACAUUUCUUUCUUUAUUAUCAAUUUAUAAAACUCGUGACAUUAAUGUUACACUCAAUGUUCUGCUAUGUUUCACAAAACUAUCUGAACAUCUUAAGGUCAGGUUGUUAAAUAACAGCAAUGGUGAUUUAUGGCAAAAAGAACGAAGUAAUGUGUUUGGACAAACAGUUAGUAUUUCCACCAGCCAAUCUGAUUCUUCAAACCAAGGAAGCUCAUCAGAUACAGUAAAAUCAAAUAUAGAUCAACAGGAGUUGUAUGAGAAUCUUGAAAGUGAAGAUAAUUUUGAAUCUAAUAAUUUUACUGAAGCAUUGAUGCAAGAACAAAUAUCUGUUGCUGAGUUUGCACUUACCUUGUUGCUUGUCAUCACAGAUUUAUUAAAACUGCAUAUAGAAAGUACCAAACUGUUUAUUAAAAUAUGUAAACUUUUCAAAACACUUUCUGAUCUUUUGGUUUUAGACAACUUUUUUAAUAUUUGGAGUUUAGAAGAUUCAAGCAGUAAACGAAAGGCUUAUGAUUUUAUAACAUGUUUGCACAAGUUUGAAGCUUUUAUAGAAAUAAAUUCACAUAUCGACGUCACUAUGGAUAUGAAUCUUCAUGCAAAAUUCUUGGUAGCCAUAAAACUAAUGCUUCGCUUUAUUCAUUCAGGUGUGCCUGAUGAAAAAGUUUAUGAAGUAAUGACAGAUAAUUUGGUGAUAUUAUGUCAUAAAGUACUCACUAAAGUUACAUACCUAAAUUCUUUACCAUUACUCAGAAAAAAUCUAGUAAAAAUUCUGCUGUGCUCAGAUCAAAAUUUUAAGAAAAACUACAUUAACUCUGUGCAGCUUUUUGAUUCAAUGAAAUAUUUAGAUACUUUUCAACAGCUACUUCAACAAAAGAUUUACACUGAAAGACUAUUUGAAGUUAUAUUCCUUAUUUUACCUGGAUUGUUUCUUCAUGCAAAAAAAAGUUUUAUUGAAGAAGUUGUAAAUCUUUGCAGUAUUUCUUAUUUAAAAAAAAACUUGAAAAAAAAAUCAGUUAAAUUGUUUAGUUUAAUGAUCAAUUACAAAGAUGAAACUGUCAGAGAGAUAUUAUAUACAUCAACCAUAGCAGUUUUAAAGAAAUCAAUGUCUGUUUCUUUGGUGUGUGAACCUCUUUCAACAUUGUAUCAACAUGCUAUGUUUCUUAUUCGCAAAAAUGUAUUUUCAAUAAUCAUCUGUGAAGAUAUUCACCAUGACAACCAAAAGAUAUCAGCACUUGCAACUUGUGUCCUUCACACCAUUUUAUCCAGCUCUCUUUGCAUGUCUGCAAAAAUGUUUAAAAAAUUAAUUGAAAUAAUCUCAAAUUUUCUUGUUUAUUUACAAGCAAAACUUAAUACCGCUGAUAAAGCUGUUACUAACCUUAUUCUUUCAUUAUUCAACCAGCAGAAAGGAAUAAUCAAUAUUUUUGGAGAAAGAUCCUAUUUGUCAAAAAAAGAUUGUGUCAAGGGUGCAUUGAGAUUAAUGUAUUUAAAUUCAUUGAAAAUGAGAAGAAAAGGAUUCUUACUGAUGAUGGAUUACUUGAAAGACUUUUUAAAAGAACUUUCUAUUCAAUUGAAUAUUUCUGUGAACGUUUCCCAAGAAAACAUGUUUGUAUUUGAGGCCCAGGACUGCUCUUUUCUAAACCAUAAUCAGUAUAAAAAUAUUACCUCUGUUGAUGUUUUGAGAUUGUGGGAAAUAUUUUCUGUUGAGACAGUUACAGAUGACAUUAGGUAUUCUGCUGCUGAGCAAUUAGCAAUCAUGCUGGAAGACCACACUCUACAUGAAUCUAUUGUACCAAAAAAUGCUUCCAUAUUCAUUGUAGAUGAGAUUCAAAAAUGUUUGUACAACAAAAAUGAAAAUCCUGUGCCAGAAAAGCAUGUUGCUUCAUUGUUUCGUAUUCUCCGCAAUUUACUUGCAGCAAGUAAAACUAUUCAACAUAAUUUAUCAUCUGAUCUACGCAUCUAUUUUUAUCUCUUUCAUUAUGCAACCUUGUCUGAAAAAAACAAAAACAUCCGAUUUGAAAUAUCAUUUGUGCUUAUGUAUCUCUUAUUUGAAGAAAUAUUGCCACCCAAUAAUGUGUCAGAAAAAACAAUGCUUUCUGAGUCUAUCGCUAAAAACUAUCAACUCCCCACGAAGUUUCAGAUUGCCUUUAAAGAUAAGUAUAAAGAGAAUGCAUGGGUUGAAGAAGGAGAUUAUAAAUUUUUUCUCAAAGUGUCUUGUUUUCAUUUUUGCACAUGGUACUCAAAGGAUGAUGACUUCAACAAUCAAUUUAAACUUUCUUCAAAAGAAAAGGAGUUACAAAAGUUGUUUUCCUUUAAAUCUUAUGUUGAACGGUUUGCUCCAUUAUUGAGUGGUUUUGAUCGCAAGUUAUUCAUAGAAAGUGUGAACCAUAUAAAAUUACUGUUGUAUGUUUUGGAUGAACCACAAAAUAAUAAAGAAAAUUACAAAACAAAAAACCAACAAAAUCCAAGUGAAGUUGGAAACUAUCAUGUUAGAAACUGCAAUAUAAAUAUUGACAAUAAUCAGGGUAUAUCACAUGCUGAGAGUAUGGGUUUACCAUUUCCUUAUAAUCCUGAUAUACCUUAUCCUGAUAAUAUUUUACACAUGAUUAAUUCAAUGUUAUUAGACUUAUUUGGAAAAGCUCAAAAGCAUAGAGCAAUCAUCACGAGCCCGCAAGCCACAGAUGACAACCUGUAUUUUUUUUCCAUACUUUCUUUGUUUACAGUUGUAGCAGAACUUAAAUUGUUUAAUUUUUUUGAUAGUUUAACUACUUUUUUGCACUCAUGUAACACAAGUGAUAUUAUUAUUGGAAAAACAAUAAUAGGGGACAAAGUACAACAUAAAAAGACUGUACAAGAAAUCAUUGUAACAAUUUUAAAGAUCUUUGUUUACCAAUCACAACAUUCUGGUUUUCCGUUUAGCCAAACAAAGUUAUUGUCCACACAGUUAAGUUCUGUCUGCACCUUAAUUGUUUCAUUAUACAAUGUUUUACAGAUAUCUGGCUCAGAGUCUCAUUACGACUUGCCCCUAAUUGAAAAUGUAUUGGCAUUAUUGGCUCAACUUUUAGCUUAUCAAAACUGGAGUUUAGAGAUUAAAAAUGGAGAAUCAGUGCGCUCAGAUCUAUUUGAUUGGAUGAUAAAUAUUAUAAAAUCUUUCCAAGUGGAUAGAAUUGGUGCAGCUGCAUCAUUCAUGGGCAAAGGUAUUGUCAAAGCAUCUAUAGUAUGUUUGUGCCACUUAGUUCAUGAAAUAAAAACUUCAGGUACAUUAUGUAGUUUAACAAACUUGGCCACAUCAAAAAAUGGUAAAAAUUCUAUAGGACUUCAAUGGAUGUCUUCAUUGCUUUUGGAUCGCUCAAUUGAGGUUCGUUGGGGUGGUUGGCUUCUUACAACAGAACUUUUAAAUGAAAACUGUAAAAUUAUAGUCAGUGAGUUUCAAAAUCAACCUGGUGGUAUAUGGGCUGCUACUAUUGAGGGCAUUUUGAAUUCAGAAGAAGCUUUUGUUGUUAGAGCACAGGCUUGUGCAUUGUUGUGCCUGUUAUUCAAACAACUAUCUAUUGUAAGUGAGGAUGAUUGCUUAUGGGACAGUAUUGUGGUCCAAGAUACAAUCACAAAGAAAAAGAUCACUGGAUCUGCUGCAUUCUUGUUAUUGUUUGAUCAUUUUAAUUUAUACAAUAAGAUAUCCAAAAUGUUUGCUAAUGACUUUUUAUAUGUAUCAUGCGAUGGAGUUGUAGAUGUAUCUACAUCUAUUACACAAAAUGAUACUUUGCAAACUUUAGACAGUAAAUAUUCAGAAAAUUUAGAAGUUGUAGGAUAUUCUAGUUCUCAGUCAGGUUCCAAUGAAUGUUUAUCAAAUAAAUCCAAUGAAUGUUUAUUGAAUAAAUUUUUUGAUGGCUGUAAUUCUAAAGUUGUAAACAAAUCUUCAGAAACGGAGUAUUCAAAGAAGAUAUUCAAAUCUUUGCUUAUGAAGAAAUCAGUUAUUGAUGUUACUUCUGGUUUAGUGUUGUUAUCAUCUGAAGAUAUCAUAAAUAAAAUGAUCGAUCAAAAUGUUUUGGUGGCUGUUUUUAGUAAUUGGAAUCCCAUAGAAUUUAUUACUGAAUCUAAAUUUUGUCAAGAACCCAUACCUAAAAAUGUAGCAAAAAAUUUAGUGCAUCAUUUAAAGAUUGCUUUGGCUAAUGCAGCUCUUGUUAAUGCUCUGCUAUCGUGUAACUUUUUAAAAACAAAAAAUAGUCUAUUUAAAAAAAUAUUGGUGGAUUUCAGAACAGUUGACAAAUUUUUUUUGCUUUUUUCAUUGUCUUAUCGUCAGAUUUGGGAGUUAGGGGAUAUUUACAUGACUGUAUGGCAUGAUGUUUGUAUAACACUUGGAUAUUUGUUGGUCAGAUUUAAAGAAAUAUUAUCUUCAUUGUAUCUAGCUGAAAAUCUUCAAUCACUUUGUGGAGCUUUUCUAUUUUUGGUUGGCAUGAAGACUAAGACAAAAUUAAACAAAAAAUGUACAGACAAUUUAAUGAAGCUUUUAGUGAUCAUUUUUCAACUAAAUGAAGAAAGUUUAGUUUUUCUAGACAUCAAACCAAUAAUGAUUGAAUUAGUUGAUAUGGUCAAUGUUAUACAGAUUUUUACUUUGCCAAGCCAAAACUUAUGUAUUGGGGAAUAUUUAUGCUGUAUUUUGUUACAUCUCUAUAAUCGUUCAUUGUGCAGUUUUCAACAUUUGGUUAAAACAGCUUUAAGCUCUUUGUUUAAUGUCAGCAAAAAAGCAAAGGUACAAGCCCUUAAUGAAGGUUUUGCAGAGAUUUUUAUUGAAGAAAUUAAGGAUGUACUCAUAAAGAUAAAUAUUUGUUCAAUACGAGAUGAACAAAAAGUUGAUGAAAAAAAAGUAGAUUUGUUUAAUCAGCUUGUUGAUUGCUUACAUAUUGUACGCAACUUUGCAGUUCACGCACACAAUGUAAAAAGUGCUUUAAUAGCUGGAGGUAUAAUAACUCAUCUGUUCAAUGUAAGAAUCUGGUCUGAAUUUCAUCCACCUUUAGUUGAUGCUUUGUUGUUACUACUUUUGGUUUUAUCGUGUCGAUGUCAAACAGCUCAAGCUGUUCUUUGUUCUCAAACAAGUUUGGUGGGUAAACAUGCAUUAGACGAGUCAUCAUUUAUACACUAUAACUUAAAAAUGAUGGAGAAGCUUCAUAAAGAUGUUCUUUUAACUAACACUAAACUAAUCGGUCGUAUUGGAAUCUGUUUUGGCAUUUUAACAAAUACAAUAAAUCUUCCAGAGUGUAGAAGCAUUCUAUUUAAAUCUGGUUUGUUUGGUUUAUUUAUAAAUGUAUAUACUGCAAGUUCUUCAGGAAACAUUCAUCAGCGAAAUGUUGCAAACACUCUUCUUUCUGAUUGGCUAAAGUUUAUUACAUCUUUGUCAUUUUUUCAAGAUGGUGCUAAAGUAAUUUGGAAAGUUCCAGGUAUUCUUCCGUUGCUUAUCACCAUAAUAAAUGGAUUGUGCAUUAAACGGCGAGACUAUGGGCUAUUGAUUCUACGAAAUGUUGUGUAUGUCCCUGCUAUUAAACAGUCACUUAGUUCGAAUUUUGAAUUAUUAUCAAUGGUGUUAGAAAAGUUAAGAUGUCAGUCGCUGAAAACCAAAGUUAUUGUCAGUGGGUUUUUUUGGAUUCUUGUUUGUGGCAACCGAAAGGCAAUGAACUUCUUAAAAAAGUCAAAUUUUAAAAACUUUUUGUUGGCACUGAAAGAUGACAUUGACUCAGGUAGAACUUUAGCAGCUGAUGGUGAUCUCCGAUGUCAUGAUGUUUUAAAAUACUCGCUAGCAAAAACGUUGGAGUUGUUAGGAUGAUUUUUAAAGAACGUAUUGGAAAUGAUUUGGUUUGUUUCAAAGAUUAGUCUACUUAAUUGAUGAAACUCUUUAAAAUAAUUAUUUACUUUUGGAAUGUUUUUAUUCCUAAUUGAUUUAUUAUUUUUAUUUUUAAAAAUGUGAAAUUUAUUAGAUUGUAAAACUAUUUAUUGCCGAUGAUUUUUUAUUUGUUUUUUUCUGAGUUGCUUUAGUUAAUUAAUAAAGGUAACGCUUAAAUACUUUUCCAAUUAUACGUUUUUAAGCAUGUCAUUUAUUUUAAGAUUUUGUCAUGGAAAUUUCUUAAGCGUGUUCUAAAGAU
Molecule: messenger RNA, 6999 nt
Organism: Hydra vulgaris (swiftwater hydra)
Lineage: Eukaryota; Metazoa; Cnidaria; Hydrozoa; Anthoathecata; Hydridae
Product: rotatin
Biological process (GO): centriole replication; ciliary basal body organization; centriole-centriole cohesion
Cellular component (GO): ciliary basal body; centriole; centrosome
Source: RefSeq, a predicted model, not a curated record